UCCACCCCCUUCAUAUCCAACAAAUCAGAACCCCUUUCUCUCUCUCUCUCUCUCUCUCUCUCUCUUAUAAAAAGGCUCCCAAUAUCAAAUUCCCAAAAACAUCCAACCAAAUUAAUUAAUUUCUGCUUCUUUCAAAGACCCUAGUUUCCGAUCUCCAGAUUUUUCGUUUGAAUUUGAUUUCCAAUGGCUCGUACUAAGCAAACUGCUCGUAAAUCUACUGGUGGUAAGGCUCCCAGGAAGCAGCUUGCUACCAAGGCUGCUAGAAAAUCAGCUCCAACUACCGGAGGAGUCAAGAAGCCUCAUCGUUACCGUCCUGGAACUGUCGCUCUUCGUGAAAUCCGCAAAUAUCAGAAGAGUACUGAGCUUUUGAUCCGCAAACUCCCCUUCCAGCGUCUUGUUCGUGAAAUCGCCCAAGAUUUCAAGACUGAUUUGAGGUUCCAGAGUCACGCUGUAUUGGCACUUCAGGAGGCGGCCGAGGCAUACCUUGUGGGUCUCUUUGAGGACACCAACUUGUGCGCCAUUCAUGCUAAAAGGGUGACCAUCAUGCCUAAGGACAUUCAAUUAGCUCGUCGUAUUCGUGGCGAGCGUGCUUAAGUUGAUUGAAGAUGGAUAUGAGUAGCAGUUCUUAGGAUGAGUUUGAUAGAUUAAGUUAAGAUACAGCAACAUUUAGUGGGUCUGUUGGUGUGGUGGUGUAUAUACUCUAUACCUACUCGGAUAUGUUUUGAAAUACAUUGGAUACAUGUUUUAUGGUUUUCGGAUUUGUUUUGAAUUCAUCUCAUUCAUUCAUUUUGCUGUUGAUUACUUGAUGGGAUGUUUGAUUUAUUCACUAUGUAUCUCUUCUUAUGCUAUGUUAUGUUGUGGUUAUUCUACGAUUUGUGUGUAAUGGUUUA
Chenopodium quinoa (quinoa) is the source of this 890-nucleotide messenger RNA. Its product is annotated as histone H3.3. The record is from RefSeq and is a predicted model, not a curated record. The coding region runs from base 184 to 594 and encodes 136 amino acids. Gene Ontology annotation, cellular component: nucleosome. Lineage: Eukaryota; Viridiplantae; Streptophyta; Magnoliopsida; Caryophyllales; Amaranthaceae. The transcript has 5 exons. Gene Ontology annotation, molecular function: structural constituent of chromatin; protein heterodimerization activity; DNA binding.